Messenger RNA from Lonchura striata (white-rumped munia), 931 nucleotides. NCBI's taxonomy places the organism in Eukaryota, Metazoa, Chordata, Aves, Passeriformes, Estrildidae. The record is from RefSeq and is a predicted model, not a curated record.
AUGACGUCACGCGGCUGUUACACCACCACCACCACCCCCCCCGCGUCCCGCACGGCGGCACUCACCCCCCCCCCCGCCGCCGCCGCGCCCGGCGCCGCCGAGUUCCCGCCGCGGCGCGCCCGGAUGACGUCACUGCCGGUACCGGACGGCCGCGUGUUUCACGGGAACUUCCGGUUCCGGGGCGCGGAGGUGCGGGUGGGUCCCGGGGGUGUGUGCGGGACUGUCCCCAAGGCACAGGGACUGUCCCCCCUGCCCCACGGGGCUGCCCCCGUUCUUGGUGGGGUGGCAGAAGCUUCCCACGGAGCGGGGCUGGCUGUGCUGGGGGCUCACCCCCCUGCUCCGCCGCAGGUCCUGCGGAUCCUGGCGGGGAAGGUGGUGGUGGGCCACGCCAUCCACAACGACUUCAAGGCGCUGCACUACUGCCACCCGCGGGCGCUGACGCGGGACACGGCGCAGAUCCCGCUGCUGAACCGCCGCGCCGGCUUCCCCGAGAACGUGGCCGUGUCCCUCAAGCGCCUCACCAAGGCCCUGCUCAACCAGGACAUCCAGGUGGGGAAAAGCGGCCACUCCUCGGUGGAAGAUGCCCGAGCCACCAUGGAGCUCUACAAGGUGGUGGAGGAGGAGUGGGAGCAGCACCUGCAGCAGAACCCGGAGCAGAAGUGACACCCUGGGGUGCUCAGAGUGACACCCCCAGCCCGGUUCUGCCUCAGGGGGUCCCGAAGUGACACCCCCAGCCCGGUCCUGCCUUUGUGGGGUCCCAAAGUGACACCCCCGGGCUGGUCCUCCCUUUGAGGGGGCUCAGAGUGACACUCCCGGCCUGGUCCUGCCUCUGGGGGGGCUCAGAGUGACACCCCCAGCCUGAUCCUACCUUUGAGGGGACCCAAAGUGACACCCCCAGCCCGGUCCUGCCUCUGGGGGGGUCCUAAAGUGA